Messenger RNA from Cicer arietinum (chickpea), 877 nucleotides. The record is from RefSeq and is a predicted model, not a curated record. NCBI's taxonomy places the organism in Eukaryota, Viridiplantae, Streptophyta, Magnoliopsida, Fabales, Fabaceae.
CCAAUUGGCAUGUAUCUCUUCUCCAAAUGCAUGUCUUUAAAUUCACACCAAUCUCAACACUCUAAACCAUCCUCAAAAAUUCACAAAGCAUUAUCACCAUCUCUCUCUCUCAACCAUGUCAAGCACUAAUCAAGAUCCAAACAAGGAGAAUGAGAAAGUGAAUGAAGAUCAAUCCCAAAACAAUGAGAAUGAAACUGCGAUGAUCGUGGUCGAGGAACCACGAGCUAAUCAAAAUCAAGAGAUUGUUGUUGUUGACGAGGAAUCAAUAAAUUCCUCGAAAGAAAUUUCACCAAUUCUCCUGUUUGGAUACAUAGUUGAUCCAAGCAGGGGAAUUCAGCAAGGUUACUCAUGCAACUUUUGCAGCAGAGUUUUCCUUAACCCACAAGCAUUAGGUGGCCAUCAAAAUUGCCACAAAUGGGAGAGAAAUCUGAAAAAGAGAAUCCUUGCUAUGAACAGAGCUUGGAAAAGAAACAUUAAGAAAGGGGUUAACUUUAAUAACUCCAUUAAACAACCAUACUUUCAAAGGUAUGGUGGUGGACAUCAUCAAUAUUAUGGAUUUAACAGACUGAAUAUUCAGCAUGCUGCUGCUUCUGUUGGGUCAUCAUCAUCAAAUGCAGGGAUUUUUCAUGGUGCAGCUGCAAUGAUGCAGCAGCAUCAAAAUUUGGCAUGGUUCAAUAAUCAUCAUGGAAAUGGAAUCAAAGAGGGUGGUAAUGAAGGUGGAAAAUCAGGAAUUAACUUUGUUAAUUUUCUGUCAGUGACAGGAAGAAGACAACAAGCUACUAUUAGGACUGAGGUUGACAUUAAUUUGGUUCCAAAGGGUGGUGCUGGUAGGGAUGCUGCUGCUGAUGAAGACAAAGAGAUUUAAUAAAAAUGAUUA